AAGGCUCAAAUGCACGUAGUCAGGUAUGGGUCCUCUCAGUCAUGUGGUCGUCCGCAGCCACGAGAAUGACAUCACUGCCAGAACGAUCUCGCAGGACAUUUCAUCGCUCACAGGAAAGCCUCAGGAUGUUGCGCGAGCAGCUCUCAACGCAGUAGGCGGCGAUCAACAGGAGGCAUGUGCUUUAUUGAUGUCUGGGCUGUCGCUGACAAUCAUUGAUGGAUGCUGCGAAAUCGUGACCUUUGAAGAGGGAUGCGCAGUAUGGCAGCACGAGGAAGGAGUGAUAUCAAGCAUUGGAUCAUUGGAAAAAUGUUCCCUUCUACGUUUUCCUAGACACUACCGUGGCAGUAUACACCUCCUUACCUUAGAGACUUUGGAAGUUUUCUUGCUAAGCUCAGUGGCCCCGGAAGCAACAUGGACUUGGAGAAGCGAUUUAGAGCUGCCAGAAAUUUCAGCCGAAUACGGAAGGUUCUUUGGCUCAAUGAACUUUGCAUUGUAUUGCAAAGUGUUCAAACCCGGCCCUGCACUGAUUCCACUGGACAAUGCAGAAAUAUGUGCAGUGAAGAUCGUCAAAAAGAUCAGUUGUUCGCAGCCUCCAGGAAACUCAGGAUCGUGCUAUACACCUCCGAAGGAGCCUCCAAGCAUCAUAGCAAUUGAUCGCUCAGACUCAGACCAAAGCGGUCCUUUUCGGCUGCCACGCUGCCAUACUAAAGCCUCAAAGAACUACCAGCAGUAUCAAGUAAUUCGCCACGUUGGAAGUGGCGCCUUCGGAUCAGUUCACCUGGCAUCUACAAAAGCUGGAACACUUGUUGCAGUGAAAAGUGUCCCAGUUGAUGGUCAUGAAAUGAGGGAGGCCCGCCUGCUGAAACUAGCAAACCACCCGCACAUUGUGAAGAUGACUGACUGUUUCGUUUCGGACAAAACCCUUUGCAUUGUGAUGGAGUACUUGCCAGAGAACCUUCACAAAAGGAUUGGCGGAAAGGCUCUUUCAAUUGGUGAAGUGCGGUGGUUGAGCAUCCAGCUCUUGACUGCUGUGGCAUACCUAGAUACACUGCGUAUAUGCCACCGUGACUUGAAGCCAGAAAACAUUCUUCUCAACAAAGACAUGACAACAAUGGUCGAUACUUUGAAGCUUUGUGACUUUGGAUCUGCUAAGAUCUUGGGAGACGGACCCUCUGCUAACUACAUUUGCUCUCGCUGGUGGCGAGCUCCAGAAUUGAUACUCGGUUCCUCUAGCUACACCACGAGCAUUGACUGGUGGUCAUGUGGAUGCAUAGUUGCAGAAAUGAUGUCCGGAAAGCCAAUCUUUACAGGAGAUUCGAGCUGGGGUCAAAUGUAUGCCAUCGUUCGCAUUUUGGGAACACCGACACUUCGAGAAAUGGAGGCACUCCAAUCUCUCAUGCCACAGGCAGCUGGAAACGCAGGAGGACGCUUGGCAAAGCACUUUGCCAGUCUUGUGAAGUUGCAACGGCCACGACAGCCAUUGAAGGAACUUCUGCCAGCGUUUGCAAAUGUUCCUGGCGCCCUGCUCAUUCCCCGAAGACUCUUGGCUUAUUCGCCCGAAGACCGUUGGCAUCCUGCCAAAAUCCUCAAGUCGCGCUUCUUGACUCAGCCAUGGCCGGCAAAAGCGGGGAUCAUGAAUCCCAUCAAGAUCAUCAAGGUGACAAAGAGGUCUUUGGAAGCGAAGGAAGGCAGUGAAGGGUGCCCCACCAAAAGACAGUGCAGGGAGGUGUCCCAGGCAAAACAUCCGACAACACGGCCUCGCUGUGAGUUCAUUGAGUAGGCCAGACAUAGUGUGCAGAGAUGCUUAGUAACUUAGUGGCCUUCGGACACGGAAAUGUGUGGUGUUGUCUUAAAUGAGCCAUUUUGUUUUCUUUUUAUUUAUGUUUCACGAAAUGCAAACCGCGUGAUCACUUGUCGGGUACAGAAGUUGUGAUCUGCGCUGAGCCUUUAUCGGCCACACGAGCUUUGAUUUUGCGUGAAGACAAAUUGCAGGGCUC
Messenger RNA from Durusdinium trenchii, 1997 nucleotides. NCBI's taxonomy places the organism in Eukaryota, Dinophyceae, Suessiales, Symbiodiniaceae. The record is from the annotation of a GenBank genome assembly.